This is a messenger RNA of Helianthus annuus (common sunflower), 1472 nucleotides long. RefSeq names its product alpha-1,3-arabinosyltransferase XAT2. The transcript is spliced from 2 exons. Bases 56 to 1339 code for a protein of 427 amino acids. Gene Ontology annotation, molecular function: glycosyltransferase activity. Lineage: Eukaryota; Viridiplantae; Streptophyta; Magnoliopsida; Asterales; Asteraceae. The record is from RefSeq and is a predicted model, not a curated record.
AACUUCAGUCACUAGCUAGUAUUAUGAUAUAUAUAUAUAGCACUAAAGAGAAAACAUGAAAUAUGAGGAGAUUUUCGCUAGAAGCUUUAGUCGACACGACCAAAACCGAUUCAGGUCUGGUGCAUUGCUUGCUUGCUUUGUAAUCUUAUGGUGCAUGUGCACCGUGUUCAAGCCUUACCUUGGCACCCUACCUGUUUAUCCUGAAGUAGAGAAAACAACUCUAAUCUGCGACACUUCAAAACCAAGAUAUGAUUCCUGUGAAAUGAAAGGUGACGUAAGGAUUCAAGGGAAUUCGUCCACCAUUUUUGUGUUUUCUUCGCAGCUCACAAAUGCUUCCAUGACCAUAAAGCCAUAUGCGCGUAAAGGUGACGAAAGCGCCAUGGAAAGCGUAACAACCUUCACCAUAAAAUCAGUACAAGACAAACCCGAAACCAUGAUCAAAUGCAAUAAAACUCACAAUGUCCCAGCCAUAGUUUUUUCAGUUGGUGGUUACGCUGGGAACAACUUUCAUGCUUUCACGGAUGUCAUCAUCCCUCUCUACGCAAAGUCUCGUGAGUUUAAUCGAGAAGUGAAGUUUCUCGUGACUGACAAUCGCCUUUCGUGGAGUAGAAAAUUUCACGAGCUAUUGAAAAAGUUGUCAAGGUAUGAAAUCAUUGAUAUUGAUCAUGAAAAUGAAGUGAAUUGCUUUCCUGGUGUGGUAGUUGGCCUUGGAAAAGAAGAGAGAAAAGAGCUUCACCUUGAAUCAGUGAAGGAUUUCACAAGCUUCUUAAGAAGCUCAUACUCCUUGGAUAGAUCAACCACGGAAAACUUAACAAAUGGUUUGACGAAAAAGCCUCGUCUCCUAAUAGUUUCACGAUCGAAAACACGCACUUUUGUGAACAUCAAAGAGGUGGUUCAUGUAGCCCAAGACUCAGGGUUCGAGGUGAUUGUGACAGAAAUGAACGCGAAUUUGACACGCGUUUCGCAGUUAGUAAACUCGUGUGAUGUGAUGUUGGGAGUUCAUGGGGCAGGGCUUACCAACAUGGUUUUUUUGCCUGAAAAUGGUGUUUUGAUACAAAUUGUGCCGUGGGGGAAUAUGGAUUGGAUAGCAAACACUUAUUUUGGAGACCCUUCAAAAGCUAUGGGGUUGAAGUACAUAGAGUAUAAGAUAAGCCAAGGGGAAAGCAGUUUGAUUGAUCAAUACCCACUUAACCAUCAAGUUUUGGUGGAUCCAUUUUCGAUUCAAAGGAAAGGAUGGGGUGUCUAUAAAUCUAUUUAUUUAGAUAAACAAAAUGUAACGCUUAAUAUUACAAGGUUCAAAGAGACAUUGUCAAGAGCCCUUGAAUUUCUUCACUCAUAGGUAUUUUUAGUUGAUUUCUUAAUUAGUAGAUCAAUUAGAUUGUCAAUCCAAUCACUAUAUUUGUAUUUAUUUAAGAAAAAAGUGAUCUGUAUUUAUGAAAGUGCAAAUAAGAAAGAACUUUGCAUUUUUCUUA